AGCCAUGGAGGAAGAGAGAGGACGGCUGCGGCCUGCGGGGAAAUUCCUUUUCUUUGACCCCUCCCGAUUUAAUCUCACCUUUUUCCAGCUACGGCGCGCAAUUAAUCCCAUGUUAAAUUACGCUCCAGGCUGCGGAGACGUGUUGCUGAAACUAAUCGCAUCCUAGUCAUCUCUGAGACAUCGCCGUAAUGGCGCAGUGCACGUUUUAAUCCAGCGCCUUUUGAUCCUAUCCUGGACUUUUUUUCCCACUAUUAAUACCCCCCGCUUCGUCUUCCUUUCCGAUCCAUCGGAAAAAAAGCCAAUCUCAGCUCGCGGCCGACUCCUCCUCCUCCUCCGGCCUCCCCCGACCUCCCGAAAAAAUCCGCCUUUUUCCCCCCCGCUUGCCUUUUUGGGCGCGAAAAGCUCGCCCGGAUCUUGCUCGCGUACGCGUCUUCCGUGUCCCUUUUUCGCUUCGGCUGUCCUCGCCCUGAUCUUUCCUGCGGUUUGGUUGGAGCCGGGAGAGGGGGGGAAACAAGGUCGCCGCCGCCGCCAUGAACGCGCUCGCCGCCACCAGCCGCAACUUCCGGCAGGCCGCGAGGCUGCUCGGCCUCGACUCCAAGCUCGAGAAGAGCCUCCUGAUCCCGUUCCGGGAGAUCAAGGUGGAAUGCACUAUCCCCAAGGACGAUGGCACCUUGGCGUCCUUCGUUGGGUUCCGCGUGCAGCAUGACAAUGCCCGCGGGCCGAUGAAAGGUGGUAUCCGCUACCACCCGGAGGUUGAUCCUGAUGAAGUAAAUGCACUUGCUCAGUUGAUGACAUGGAAGACUGCCGUUGCAGAUUUACCAUAUGGUGGAGCAAAAGGAGGAAUUGGUUGUUCUCCUAGUGAACUAAGUAUGAGCGAGUUGGAGCGCUUGACGCGUGUAUUUACUCAGAAAAUUCAUGAUCUUAUUGGAACUCAUACUGAUAUCCCUGCCCCAGACAUGGGAACUAAUGCACAGACCAUGGCAUGGAUUUUUGACGAGUACUCAAAAUUCCAUGGUCACUCCCCAGCGGUCGUCACAGGGAAGCCCAUAGAUCUUGGUGGAUCAUUAGGUAGGGAUGCUGCCACUGGACGUGGUGUGACGUAUGCAACUGAGGCUCUUCUUGCUGAAUACGGGAAGUCUAUUUCUGGAUCAACUGUUGUUAUUCAGGGAUUCGGUAAUGUUGGUUCAUGGGCUGCGCAACUUAUCCAUGCGAGAGGUGGUAAGGUAAUUGCAAUUGGAGAUGUAACCGGUUCAAUCAGAAACAAGGCAGGGAUAGACAUACCUGCUCUGAUGAAGCACAGGAAUGAGGGUGGUCACUUGAAAGACUUUCAUGGUGCGGAAGUCAUGGAUUCCUCAGAGUUGCUGGUGCAUGAAUGCGAUGUUCUCAUCCCCUGUGCCUUAGGUGGAGUCCUUAACAGGGAAAAUGCACCUGAUGUGAAGGCCAAAUUUAUAAUUGAGGCUGCCAAUCAUCCAACUGAUCCAGAAGCUGAUGAGAUUCUUACCAAGAAGGGAGUAAUUGUUCUACCUGAUAUCUAUGCUAAUGCCGGUGGUGUGAUCGUUAGCUAUUUUGAGUGGGUUCAGAACAUUCAAGGCUUCAUGUGGGAUGAACAGAAGGUGAACAUGGAGCUUCACAAGUACAUGAACAGCGCUUUUCAGCACAUCAAGGCCAUGUGCAGAUCUCAUGACUGCAACCUUAGGAUGGGAGCAUUCACCUUGGGAGUCAACCGGGUUGCGCGCGCCACCCUCUUGAGGGGCUGGGAGGCAUGAGGCACUCCAGAUUCUUCCUCACAUCCAAUAAUUCAUGUCCGACACCAUGGUGGAUGAUAAUUCUUAUGUUCACCACUGCGGACAUAGUUAAUUCAUCAGAAGUUGCCAGCAUGGAAGGAGUCCAAUUGAAAUAAUUUUUAGCGUACAUGACAGAGAUGAUGUGUUUAUUUUAUUUUAUUUUUGCUAAUUCUCUGCCCAGGGUUGCCAAUUGUGGUGAUCGAGUUCUGCUUGGUGACAAUAUCGACAAAUUGUUGUAAACCUUUGGAUUUACUGAAUGUUUUACAAAGGUUUCUGGCAUUUCAGUAAUUCUGGUCUGA
Messenger RNA from Brachypodium distachyon (stiff brome), 2083 nucleotides. RefSeq names its product glutamate dehydrogenase 2, mitochondrial. Bases 531 to 1766 code for a protein of 411 amino acids. The transcript has 9 exons. Gene Ontology annotation, molecular function: L-glutamate dehydrogenase (NAD+) activity. Lineage: Eukaryota; Viridiplantae; Streptophyta; Magnoliopsida; Poales; Poaceae. Gene Ontology annotation, biological process: L-glutamate catabolic process. Gene Ontology annotation, cellular component: mitochondrion. The record is from RefSeq and is a predicted model, not a curated record.